Molecule: messenger RNA, 1458 nt
Organism: Pogona vitticeps (central bearded dragon)
Lineage: Eukaryota; Metazoa; Chordata; Lepidosauria; Squamata; Agamidae
Source: RefSeq, a predicted model, not a curated record
CACCACGUCCCUUCUGUGAACGGAUCAUGAAUUUUCUGCAGCUUUUUGGGCGAUUGAAGUCGGUUGUAAUUGGCAUGAUCCAUGUGAAAGCUCUGCCAGGAACACCAAGGAGUUCAUUGUCAUUGGCUCAGAUUACUGAAGAAGCCUGCCAGGAAGCUGAAAUUUACAGCGCUGCAGGACUUGAUGGCUUAAUUGUAGAGAACAUGCAUGACCUGCCGUAUGUAAUCAAUGUUGGUCCAGAAAUUACUGCAGCCAUGGCAGUCAUUUGUGCGAGGGUGAAACAAACGUGCCCUCUUCUUCCAGUUGGUGUUCAGAUUCUUUGUGCCUCAAAUCAACAGGCUGUAGCUGUUGCACUUGCUUCAGGUCUUGACUUUAUCCGAGCAGAAGGCUUUGUUUUUUCUCAUGUGGCAGACGAAGGGAUUUUAAAUGCCUGUGCUGGCGACUUGCUAAGAUACCGGAAGCAAAUUGGAGCAGAACACGUCCAGAUUUUUGCUGACAUAAAAAAGAAACACAGCGCUCAUGCUCUUACAGCUGAUGUCAGUGUCGCAGAGACCGCUAAGGCAGCUGAAUUCUUCAUGGCUGAUGGUGUGGUGUUGACUGGAAGUGCAACCGGAUUGGAGGCAGAUCCCAAGGAAUUAGAAGAAGUUGGACACGCUGUGAAGAUUCCAGUGCUGGUUGGAUCUGGAGUGACUCUGGAUAAUGUGCAGGACUACUUGGCUGCAAACGCUUUGAUCAUUGGUUCCUAUUUCAAGAAGGAAGGCUACUGGGCAAAUAGAAUUGAUUCAGAUCGUGUGAAGACAUUUAUGGAGCAUAUUCGUAAACUGAAAGAAUGAAAUGAAUUAACAGUGGCUGUAAGAGAAAUAUGGAGGUGGAUUACCCAGAGAGGGUGAUGGGCGCAUACAUCCUAUAAACUGUAUAUUGCCCAGUGAUGAUUAAAAAGCGCCUCAAGACCAUUAACAAAUUUGACAAGGAUCUAUUUAUCAGGUAAAUGGAUACUAUGUCUCCCUGUUGUCUUUUCACUGACACAAGCUUUUUCAUUCAGGUAACACUUUGGCAACUGACCUGGCUUGCUGUGAAAAGGGCUUAUAAUUUGGAGACACAAUGUUUUCUUUAUUGUUCUGUUUUAAAAACAUGUGCUAAAUUUGUUAUGCUUUAAUUCAAUCUAUGCUUUAAUUUUAGUCUGUGUAAUUGUAAGCAUUCUUGCAUUUUAUUCUUGGGAGAAAGGCAGGAUAUAAAUUGGAUUAAUACAUUGUUUAGCUUAAGAUUUCUAAAAUUACAUUUGUCUCUUCCCGUCCAAAAAUAGGUGGGGUCUGUACCUACUUAGCUUGAGGUCAUGAUCUGGAACCCAUGUUAGGACAUUUUAGCAGGGAUUUUGUGUUGUUUUAUACAUUGUGUUAUGUUUUACAUGCUGGCCAGAUUGCUCAGUGGGUCACUAUAAGUUAGAAUUAACUGGACAGC